Messenger RNA from Hydractinia symbiolongicarpus, 1532 nucleotides. RefSeq lists its product as uncharacterized. The coding region runs from base 112 to 645 and encodes 177 amino acids. The record is from RefSeq and is a predicted model, not a curated record. Lineage: Eukaryota; Metazoa; Cnidaria; Hydrozoa; Anthoathecata; Hydractiniidae. The transcript has 6 exons.
ACUCAAAUAACGUUAUGAUGAUCAAAUGGCAUAGCAUGUUAUUUGUAUAGCAAAGUGUAUUGUGUAUUUAAAAUUUAUUUUUAGGGAUAUACACCACUUCAUAUAGCUGCUAUGAGUGGUAAAGAUCAAGUUAUCACCCAACUGAUCGAACUUCACGGUGCAAGUAUUCACGCACGUGAUCACAGUGGAAGAAAACCUAAAGAUGUCGUCAGAGAAACAGUAGCGGCUGAUGUCCAGAGGAAAUUGGGAAGAUCGCUAAUACUUGAACCGGAUUCUACGAUGGAUUUUCGUGUCACUCUCGCACCGCCGAGCCGUAAAUUUCGCUCAUUGUCGGCAGCAUCUUCUGAUGGAGAGAUAAGUCCAUCAAGCACACCUGAGGUUGCAAGAAAACAUUUAAAGUCACUAGGAGCGAGUGCACAGCGAUCUAUGUCAUUCUUGAGGAAGAAGAAGAAACAUGAACACCGAUUGCGACCUGAGGAUAUUCAGCACUCUCCACAACUAGAACGUAAACAUGAGCCACCAAGUACGCCCAUCAAACGAGAAUCGUCUAAGAAAAGCAACACGCGACCUAAGUCACAAGUUGUCGUUAAUACGCAAGACUCAAUUGUAUCUUUAGGAAAGAGCACGCUUUCUUUCGAAAUCUAACGUACCAAUAACACACACUGUACACCGAUGUUCAUUUCGAAUGUUUGUUGUUAAUCGAAUUCUUAUCAGCUACUUUGAGACUGUGCCACAGCUACGAUACAUAUUAUAUACAUGAAGUCAUAUGCGUUAAACAUUGAUAUUAUAGCCGUCUGAAGCCGGCUAAAAUGUCUCCAACGCUGUUACGUUCUCCACCGUUGUUGCGGUCUUUACCGUUGUUACGUUUUCCACCGUUGUUUAUAUGAUCUUCACCGUUGUUACGGUCUCCACCGUUGUUACGGUUUUCACCAUUAGUACGGCAUCCACCGUUGUUUAUAUUGUCACAAGUUUUAACUGCAUUUUUCAAAUUAUUUAUAAAUAUUGAAAGAAUUAGUUUUAAAAUGACACAUUUUUACCGCUAACCACAUUUUAGUACACACGAGUAAUACUACUAAUUCAAUCAUUGGAUAUGGUGACGAAGUUACUAAUUUGAUAAUUUACCGUUGUGUCAACAGCGGCGAGUUAGAACUUGAUACCUAGUCCUUUUUAAAGUUAUUAACCAAGUUCGAGCAACAGAGUAGUCCCCUGUGAUAGUUGUGUUGACAAAGUUAAAUCGUUUUAACUAAAAAAACAAACGAUUUAUCCAACUCAAUUUCAGGGAUUAAAAGGUCAUGGAUUGAAAGGUCAUAGAAAGAUUGUUGACCCACCUCGAGUUUACUGAGAUCUUUUGAGAUUUAUUUUAAUGGAUAAUAUUAUACUUGUAGUUUUUUUAAGACACUUAGAAUAUAUUUUUGCUAUUAUUUAAUGAAAAUUUGAUGUAUUUUUAUAUAAUUUCCCACAAUUUCGAUUUCGUGUAGCUAUUUUCGCCAAUGUACAUUUAUCAGUGAAGAUGAAUAUGGGGAGAAGCUACA